This is a messenger RNA of Phragmites australis (common reed), 2477 nucleotides long. RefSeq lists its product as uncharacterized. Gene Ontology annotation, biological process: chromatin remodeling. NCBI's taxonomy places the organism in Eukaryota, Viridiplantae, Streptophyta, Magnoliopsida, Poales, Poaceae. Bases 450 to 2033 code for a protein of 527 amino acids. The record is from RefSeq and is a predicted model, not a curated record. The transcript is spliced from 7 exons. Gene Ontology annotation, cellular component: Ino80 complex.
AGAGAGAGAGAGGAGGAGGGAGAAGGCAACGGGAAGGGGCAGUGUUGCUGUGUCGGGGCGCGUGGUGGGAUUGACGGCAAAGCGCAGCGAGCAGCCUCUCCCCCCUCCCCCCUAGAGAGAGAAGGGGAUGGGAGAAAUUACGCUUACGCGUCGCCCAGCACGAGCCCACCCCCCUCGCGCUCCUCCUCCCUUCCCUCCUCACCCGCGUCAUCCCCCCUUCCAUCUUCCUCCCCACCUCGUCACGCCGCACGGGCCCGGCCCAAAUAUCUUCGCACUCGCCUUCGCCCCUCUCGCCACGAACCCUAACCCUAGCUCCCCACCGGCUCGCCGCCGCCCGCCUCUCAGUCGGCGCUGGUGGGUUGGGCGCGUCGUCGGUCCGCCCCCUCCGAGCAGGUAGCGCAGAUAGCUAGCGCAAAGGAAAUUUCUUCUGGAUAUAAGUGUGUGCUGUAAUGGAGGGGCGCGGGAACCCUCCACUUAACGCCACUGAAGCAGUAAUGAAGAGGCCAAGGAGUGUUGCAUCGAGGAAGCCGAGGCCCACCGAGCAGCUCGCGUCCGAGUACAAUGGCAUCCUGUGUGCGCAGUCGCGGAGCACUUCCCAUGAUGAUGAGCCUGGCAUUGAAGUCAGUGGGCAUCGGAGGAAGGAGCUAUACCUCAAUAGCCCUGAGAUGAAGGGCUCCACGCCUCACAGGAGUGACGUGUCCAAGAAAGUAAGGAGAGAGGAUAGAGCUGGAGGAGAUUACGAUGGCCAUAAUCGGAGCAGCAAGUCGAAGGAUGGUGCCAAGCGUGGUAGUGAUGGUGUUCUUGCACUGGAAUGCACAAGAGACUCUGGAUCCCCUGAUAACCCGCAGUUGGUCCCGAGAGAUGCCAAUGUGCCAGGUGAACAUAAGUUGAGAAAAGUAAAGCUCAAAGUUGGCGGCAUUACUCGAACCAUACAUACGAAAACCAUCCAAGAAGUGGCUGACGGUGGCACUCCUGUGACAUCAGAUGGUUCUUUUCACCGGCAUAAGCAAAAGGAUUCUGGUGGGCCCACAAACAAAGAAACCAAUGGUAAUCGUAUCGAAGGAAAACAUGGAGAUAGGCAUGAUAUUUCACCAUCUUCUGACCUUGUCCGCAAGAGCAAAAGGGUUCCUAAGAAGAGAACUCUUGAUGGCGAUUCUGAUGAUGAAGAUGGGGAAUUACGUUAUCUUGAAAAACUAAGAGGGGCUAAAGUUGCACCAGAGUAUCCUAUAACCACUGGUCAUGUAGCCUAUGAUGAUUCUCUUGACGAUGGUCUCAAGAUAAAGAAGCUAUCUAAAGUUUCUAAAAAUAAGAGCACCCCAUAUGAAGUGGAUGAGGACUUUAGAGUGUCACGAUCUAGCAGGGAUGGCAGGAAGAAGUUGAAAUUAGGGGAUAGCAAUGAGUUUAUUGAAGAGGAGGAACCUGAGAUGGAUGAAAAUAAUAGUUUUAAGGAAGUUGAUUCGCCUUCAGAUGUGAAGAUUGAAACUCCUGGUCUUACAACAAGACAACGAGCUCUUCAAGGCAGGGGUGGCAAUGGUGAAUGCCUGAUUGAAUUUCCUGAUGGCUUACCACCCGCUUCAUCAAGAAAGCAUAAAGAGAAGCUCUCAGAAGUGGAGAUACAAGCAAAAAAAGCAGAAGCCGCUCAGAGGCGUAAGAUGCAAGUUGAGAAGGCAGAGAAGGAACAACAGGCUGAAGCAAUGAGGAAAAUACUGGGUAUUGAUUCUGAGAAGAAAAAGGAAGAGAAGAAACAAAAAGAACGGGAAGAGAAGGAAAAGCAAGCAAGAUUAGAAGAGUACAGAAAAAAUUGCAUCCAAACUGUCAUGGGGCCAGAAGGAACUGUGGUUACAUUCCCUGAGAGUAUGGGGCUUCCAAGCAUAUUUAACUCCAAGCCUAUCAGCUAUCCACCUCCAAGGGAGAAAUGCGCAGGGCCAUCGUGCACAAGCCCAUACAAGUACCGAGACUCCAAGACGAAGCUUCCGCUCUGUAGCCUGAAAUGCUACAAGGCUGUUCAGGGAAGUGGUGGGAAGCAAACAUGACGUGAAUCUACCUGAUCUGAUGCAAGCGUGACCGUCAGUAGGCUGGUAAACUGUAUGUUGACAUGGCCAGCUAGCUGGUGUGUUGUUUUUGUGGUUCCUUGCUAGUCUAACAAUCAACCUGACAAUAAAUGGGGUGACUGCCGGUUUCCUUCUGCCUUCUGUGAACGCGUUAGGCGUCUUAAUGGUGGUUUUACCUUAUGGUCGAUGUAUCGGACUAGUGAGAAAGGGGAAAGUGUUUGUACAGCAAUCUUCUGCUUGUACGGCUUGUUACUCUGAUUUGGUCACGAGAUCGUUAGCUGUGGCUGUUAUUUGGUUGCUGGUGUGUACGCACCGCUUGUGAUGCGUGUGGUGACCGACCUGGGCCUGGGCGCGGGGUGUCUCCGGGUUCAAAUCGCUUGUAAGCUUGCGAUGUUGAUACAACACAUUGCAAGGGCAUGUGGUUUA